This is a messenger RNA of Bursaphelenchus xylophilus (pine wood nematode), 1558 nucleotides long. NCBI's taxonomy places the organism in Eukaryota, Metazoa, Nematoda, Chromadorea, Rhabditida, Aphelenchoididae. The record is from the annotation of a GenBank genome assembly.
AUGUCAGGAAUUAGAAGGAUAAGAUCUGUUUAUGCCGAACAUUAUGUUCAAGGUUCUAAUCGAGCAAAAAGAACUCCCAGAGUUGGUCGACCCAUGAGGCCACGGGCAAUUGCCUGGGCCGGUCCUGCUGCUUUUUAUCAGUCACGGUGAGGUGUUAUAAUUUACUGUUUCAGAUGGGGGUUGUAUUAUGUUAAUUUAUUGCAUUAUUUUAGUUGGUCCGAGAGAAACGCUUGGUAUAAAGCGAGAAUUGAGUUCCCAGAAAUGCUUCCAGAGAUGUACAUCAUUGAUCCUACCGAUUACUACAAAUCUUUAGAAGAAAGGCUUUCUGGUUUGUUUGCGUUUUUUGUUUAACUUUUGAUUUCAGAUGGGAAGAAGCGUUUGAGUUUGGAUAUUGGAUUCAGCAAGUUGAAUAUGGAUGAUCAUGAAGGUAAGAAGAAAGACCCUGAGCUUGAGAGGCAGGCACGGAAGAAUGAAUGUAAGUAAACCUUGUAUCUUUUUGUUAUUGGUUUAGUGCUGAUAAACUUGGAUGAAGUUAGUGAUAACAGUUUACCGAUUGCUCUUCAUUUCAACAUCUUCUCUGAUCUGUUUAUUGAUGGGGCUUUCUUUCACAAUGUUCAGAAGCUGGAUGUUAAAUGUGGAGACCAUAGUUUAAGGACCGGAAAUGUCAUUCCCGUCAGUUCUUUGCUGUCAGAGCCUAAUGUUAAUAUUCAAACUCCGGAAAACGGCAAAGGAUUCAACACAUUUGUAAUGGUGAAUUUGGACGGAAAUCUUUUUGAAUCGGAAAUGCCAGAGGGUAGUCCAAAACAAGUUAUUCACUGGGCAGUGGGAAACAUUACUGAUGGAAGUGGGGUCACUGGAGGCAGUGAUGUUAUUGCCCCAUAUUUACCCCCAACUCCCUAUCAUGGAACCGGAUUUCACCGAGUUGCAUUUGUCUUGUUUAGGCAUUCCGAAAGGAUUGAUUUCAGCUCGUUUAAAUUGAAUUCGUAAGUGUUCUAUAAGAGGCGCUCAUUUUAUUUUUUGUUUAUACAGGCCGGAAUUUGUCCAGCGAUUAUUUUCGACCAACAGAUUUUUGAAGACAUUUGAGGACAAAAUGACUCCAUCUGCAAUCAAGUUUUGUCAAGUGGAAUGGGAUGAGAAUGUGGAUUAUAUUCUGCAUGAGCAAGGUAACAGCGCCAGAUGUUCUUGAUUGAUUUUUGAUGUUUUCUUUUUAGGAUUGAAGAGUCCGAGGUUCUGGUAUGAAUGGAACGAACCCGUUAAGCGAGCUCAGAAGGAAUUCCCUCUCAAACCAAGGCCUUUCGACAAGUAUUUAGAUCAGUAUAGACCAUCGGAAGAAGUUCUGAAGACCGUUUAUCGUGAGUGGCUGGAGAAGAGGGUCCAUGAAGGUAAAGUGGAGAAAGCAGAGUAUCCGGACAUCUUCUACGCCGAGAACAAGAAGAAACUGCCACAUUGGCAACAUGCGCAACUCAUGGAUAAGAAUGUUGGGAGAGGCCCGUGGGCUCGAUUAUACGACGACUUCCAGAAUCCUGCCUUUCAGAAGGAUCAGAUUUCCAGAAUUUAG